AUGAAUAAAUUAAUAAAUACUCUUUUAAUAUCAUUUUUAUUUAUUAAUUUUUGUUUUUGCAUUAAAGUAAAAUCAAAUAAAGAUAAUAUUUACGAUACCAAUAAUUCUUUAUUAAAUUUAAUAGUUGAUUCAAAUAAAUUUAAUAUUUAUCCAGUUGGUGGAGAAUGUGGAGGUAAUAUUUCAUUUUCAUGUAAUAAUAUGGCUGAUGCAUUAAAUUAUGCAAAUACACUUUCUGGAGAUGUAAGUCAAGUUGGAUUUUUAUUAGUUGAUGGUAUUUAUGAUUUCUCAAAUAAUAGUAUUCAAGUAUUUGGUAAAACCAUUGGAAUUGCAUCAUUUACUCAAGGUUCAACCAAUGUAAUUGUUAAAGGUGGAAAUAAAAAUAAUUUACCAUUGAUUAAUGUAGAUGAAAGUAUUAAUAAUGUUGUUGUUGGUAGUGGUAAUGGUAUUACAACUGGUGUAUCAAUUUAUGAUAUUACAUUCCAAGAUUGUACAUCACCAAUCAUUAAUGUAAUUGUAAACUUAUCAGUUGCAAGUAUUGAAUUUGAGGGUUGUAAUUUUAGUAAUUUCUCAACAAAUAUUCAAAAUGUGUCAUUGAUUAAUGUUUGGUCAAAUGUAACUAAAACUUAUCCAGCUAGUAUAUCAAUUACAAAUUCAUAUUUCACAGGAUCUAGUGGAAUUAAUAAUAGUUUCCCAGUAAUUUCUAUAUCGGCAACUACAAUCACUUUACAAGGUUUAACAACUUCCAAUAUAUCGGCUCAAAGUUUUAUAUCAUCAAUUAAUAGUUUCAUUACUCUUUCAUAUAGUAAUUUUGGAUCUGUUGCAACUCAAUAUGGUGUAUUUAAAAUUCAAGAUACAACAUUUAAAUCAUAUGGUACAGGUUUCUCAAAUUGUGAAUCAUCAGUAUCUGGAAGUAUAUUGACAUCAUUAACUACAACUGAUAGUAAUUAUUUUAGUUUUCAAAAUUGUCAAUUUAACUAUUGUUAUUCCAAAAAUGGUGGCUCAAUAUAUGCAUCAAAUAUUGGACAAUUCCAACCAACACUUAGUAAUAUUAAUAAUUGUAGUUUUAGUGGAAGUUAUGCAUCAAAUAGUGGUGGUGUAGUUUAUUCAAUUAAUACUCCAUUGAAUUUUAGUAAUUCAAAGUUUAUCCAAUCAAAUUCUGCUUUUAAUAGUGGUGGUUUAGUUUAUAUUGUUAAUUCAACUUUAACCAUCCAAACAUCUACUAUAUCAUCAUUGAAUUCAAGUACUCAAUGUGAUGGAUAUUUGGUUAAUACUCAAGGUUCAAAUGUUUUCAUUACAAAUAAUACCAUUGGUUUAAUGAGUGGUCCACCAGCAAUAUCUUGUUCAUCAAGUUUUGUUAAUAUUAGUGGUAUUAGUUUUAUGGGUACAACUUCUCAAAUAUCAGUCACUUGUAACAAAUGUAAUAUUCCAAACUUUUGUGGUAAUGCUGAUGGUACCAGUACUGGUACAACAUCAUUCCCUACAUCAUCCUCUCAAUCAAGUACAACCGGUGGCUCUGCUACUGGAGGUUCAACUACUGGUAAACAACCAUUUACUGUUUCUUCUUCAAGUACUACUGAUGGUUCAACUAGUGAUUCCUCUUAUUUAAAGUCUUUUAAUUUUAUUUCAUUGUUCUUCAUUGGUAUUGCAUUAUCAUUCAUUCAUUAUUAA
Dictyostelium discoideum AX4 is the source of this 1668-nucleotide messenger RNA. RefSeq lists its product as hypothetical. The record is from RefSeq and is a predicted model, not a curated record. The transcript has a single exon. The coding region runs from base 1 to 1668 and encodes 555 amino acids. Lineage: Eukaryota; Evosea; Eumycetozoa; Dictyosteliales; Dictyosteliaceae.